AUGAGCAGGUCCGUGCUCUGGCCCUACCAGUCAGCAACCCACAGAGGGGAGCUCUCCCCCAAGGGCACUGGGGGCCCUGCAGCCCAGGAGAUGCCCGUGGUUGGGUCCCUAGGGGAGGGGGACCUGAUGGAGACCCCACCCUCCAGCCAUGGGGCUGAGAACCACCACCUGGCAUCGCUGCAGGCCUCCGGGCGGCGUGACAGAAGUCGUGCCAGCGACGAGGUCAGCCGGCCGUCAACUGGCUCGCCCGGCAGGUCCCCUGGCUGCAGGAAGCGGCCGGGGCUGGGCCUGGCUGUCUACAGGAGUGGGACGGAAGGAUUCCUUUACGUCGGACCUGACCAACGAAUCCUCUUUCCCAGGAGCAAGCACCUUCUGCUGGAGCGGCUGCCGGAGCCACACAGCCAACGCUUCCGUCCUCCAGGACCCUAUAAUCCCAGCACAUUCCCCUUCACUGCACACCGCCCCUGGACCGCGCGCCUCACCUGUCAUCCUUUCCUGUCACCUCCACCCCCGCGGGCGGUGACUCAGCCUGCUAAUCCCCAGCUCUGCCUCCGGAGCGCACGUGGCUCCCUGCCUGCUGGAAUCUGCGCCGAGUCCUCUGAUGCUGGUUCCCGCAGCCAGGGGGGCUCUGGGCAGAGAAACCCUGCCACAUGGGCCGGCUGGCUUCGUGUGUGGGUCUUGAUUCAGGCUCCCUUGGGUGGCCAGCCCUGGAGGCCCGCCCUGGAGGCCGUGCAAGCGGAGACCCUGUCCGUCAUUGUCACCCUUCUCAUCGAGGCUGGGCGCCAGGCACCCCUAAGCUGGAGUACAUCCUCCCACCCCCUCGCUCCCUUCCCACACCUCCCUCCAGUCUCCCCAGAGGCAACCUCUAUCCUGAAGCUGAUGCUUCGGAUUUCCAUCCAUCUGGAGAAGCUGCCAGCCCUGGAGAAGCUGCUGGCCCUGGAGAAGCUUCAGGCCCUGGAGAAGCUGCAGGCCCUGGAGAAGCUGCUGGCCCUGGAGAAGUUGUAG
Myotis brandtii (Brandt's bat) is the source of this 1005-nucleotide messenger RNA. RefSeq lists its product as uncharacterized. The transcript is spliced from 7 exons. Bases 1 to 1005 code for a protein of 334 amino acids. NCBI's taxonomy places the organism in Eukaryota, Metazoa, Chordata, Mammalia, Chiroptera, Vespertilionidae. The record is from RefSeq and is a predicted model, not a curated record.